This is a messenger RNA of Scomber scombrus (Atlantic mackerel), 3456 nucleotides long. RefSeq lists its product as uncharacterized. Gene Ontology annotation, biological process: neutrophil migration. Bases 1 to 3456 code for a protein of 1151 amino acids. Gene Ontology annotation, cellular component: cell surface; apical plasma membrane. The record is from RefSeq and is a predicted model, not a curated record. The transcript is spliced from 11 exons. Lineage: Eukaryota; Metazoa; Chordata; Actinopteri; Scombriformes; Scombridae.
AUGGACUGCAUUAAUGGCAUUAGUUGUGCCGACCCCUGUGACCACUACACAGCUCUACAUGAUGAGUGGCGUUCAACUAAUAAUACAGUGAAUCAGGUCCUACACUGUGACCAAUAUGUUAACUGGCAAGGCUGGUAUCGCCUGUUCCUGGGGCAAACCAGUGCUCAUAUUCCAGAGAGAUGUGUGGCUGAGAACAGAUGUGGAACCCAUGCUCCUCUGUGGAUAACAGAACCUCAUCCCGCACAGUCAAAUGAAAUUGUAAAUCGCACUGUGUGUAAUGCCUGGAGCGGCAGCUGCUGCAGGUUUCGCUCACACAUCAUCCAAGUCAAGCUCUGCUAUGGAAACUACUAUGUCUACAAACUUGUGAAGCCAUCGGUUUGCCAUCUUGCAUACUGCGCAGAGGUUAACAGAACAGAGCCUGCAGUUGCUUCAACCACAUCUGAUCCAAGACAACAAAGCUCCACCAUCGCUCAUCUUCCCACCAGCACCAGAUCAGUCCCCUCUUCCCAGACUGUCCAGUUCAACUGUGAACAUAAUGUUUGUCCCUUAGGUAUGGACUGCAUUAAUGGUACUAGUUGUGCCGACCCUUGUGACCACUACACUGCACUACAUGAUGAGUGGCGUUCAACUAAUAAUACAGUGUAUCAGUCACAGUGUGACCAAUAUGUUAACUGGCAAGGCUGGUAUCGCCUGUUCCUGGGGCAAACCAGUGCUCAUAUUCCAGAGAGAUGUGUGGCUGAGUUCAGAUGUGGAACCGCUGCUCCUCUGUGGAUAACAGAACCUCAUCCCACACAGUCAAAUGAAAUUGUAAAUCGCACUGUGUGUAAUACCUGGGCCGGCAGCUGCUGCCAAUUUCCCUCACACAUCAUCCAAGUCAAGCUCUGCUAUGGAAACUACUAUGUCUACAAACUUGUGAAGCCAUCGGUUUGCCAUCUUGCAUACUGCGCAGAGGUUAACAGAACAGAGCCUGCAGUUGCUUCAACCACAUCUGAUCCAAGACCACAAAGCUCCACCAUCGCUCAUCCUCCCACCAGCACCAGAUCAGUCCCCUCUUCCCAGACUGUCCAGUUCAACUGUGAACAUAAUGUUUGUCCCUUAGGUAUGGACUGCAUUAAUGGUACUAGUUGUGCCGACCCUUGUGACCACUACACUGCACUACAUGAUGAGUGGCGUUCAACUAAUAAUACAGUGUAUCAGUCACAGUGUGACCAAUAUGUUAACUGGCAAGGCUGGUAUCGCCUGUUCCUGGGCCAAAGCAGUGCUCAUAUUCCAGAGAGAUGUGUGGCUGAGUUCAGAUGUGGAACCGCUGCUCCUCUGUGGAUAACAGAACCUCAUCCCACACAGUCAAAUGAAAUUGUAAAUCGCACUGUGUGUAAUGCCUGGAGCGGCAGCUGCUGCAGGUUUCGCUCACACAUCAUCCAAGUCAAGCUCUGCUAUGGAAACUACUAUGUCUACAAACUUGUGAAGCCAUCGGUUUGCCAUCUUGCAUACUGCGCAGAGGUUAACAGAACAGAGCCUGCAGUUGCUUCAACCACAUCUGAUCCAAGACCACAAAGCUCCACCAUCGCUCAUCCUCCCACCAGCACCAGAUCAGUCCCCUCUUCCCAGACUGUCCAGUUCAACUGUGAACAUAAUGUUUGUCCCUUAGGUAUGGACUGCAUUAAUGGUACUAGUUGUGCCGACCCUUGUGACCACUACACUGCACUACAUGAUGAGUGGCGUUCAACUAAUAAUACAGUGUAUCAGUCACAGUGUGACAGAAAUGUUAACUGGCAAGGCUGGUAUCGCCUGUUCCUGGGGCAAACCAGUGCUCAUAUUCCAGAGAGAUGUGUGGCUGAGAACAGAUGUGGAACCCAUGCUCCUCUGUGGAUAACAGAACCUCAUCCCACACAGUCAAAUGAAAUUGUGAAUCGCACUGUGUGCAAUGCCUGGCUCGGCAGCUGCUGCUACUUUCCCUCACACAUUAUCCAAGUCAAGCUCUGCUAUGGAAACUACUAUGUCUACAAACUUGUGAAGCCAUCGGUUUGCCAACUUGCAUACUGCGCAGAGGUUAACAGAACAGAGCCUGCAGUUGCUUCAACCACAUCUGAUCCAAGACCACAAAGCUCCACCAUCGCUCAUCCUCCCACCAGCACCAGAUCAGUCCCCUCUGCCCAGACUCUCCAGUUCAACUGUGAACAUAAUGUUUGUCCCUUAGGUAUGGACUGCAUUAAUGGUACUGGUUGUGCCGACCCCUGUGACCACUACACUGCACUACAUGAUGAGUGGCGUUCAACUAAUUAUGCAGUGUAUCAGGGCCUACACUGUGACAGAAAUGUUAACUGGCAAGGCUGGUAUCGCCUGUUCCUGGGGCAAACCAGUGCUCAUAUUCCAGAGAGAUGUGUGGCUGAGAACAGAUGUGGAACCCAUGCUCCUCUGUGGAUAACAGAACCUCAUCCUACACAGUAUAAUAAAAUUGUAAAUCGCACUGUGUGCAAUGCCUGGAGCGGCAGCUGCUGCAGAUUUCGCUCACACAUCAUCCAAGUCAAGCUCUGCUAUGGAAACUACUAUGUCUACAAACUUGUGAAGCCAUCUAAUUGCCAUCUUGCAUACUGCGCAGUCCAGCAUCAUCCACUUCGGCCAUCACAACUCAUUUGUGGCCGUGAUAAACUUCAAGUAGGCCUGGAUUUGGCUAGCAUGACCUCCUCUGGUUUUAAUCCGUUCACUGGCAACCUGGCAGCCCGCAACUGCUCCUCAUUCAGAGUACUUGAUGGUGUAGUUUGGUACGAAGUGGAAGCCAAGGCAGGACCCUGUGGAAACACACUGACGACCAACCACACACAUGCCAUCUACUCCAACACUUUAUUCAUCUAUCCAAUGGACAACACAUCCUUCACCGUUCCUGUGAGUCUUCCCUUCUCCUGUGCCUAUCCUUUGGAAACAAACACCAGCCUGAAUGUGGCCGUCAGACCAUUCCUGGAACAUGGUGGCAUUUCAGGCUCAGGUGCCAAAGUCACAGCCUCCAUGUUUCUGUUCCGCAACUCCACCUACACCGAGACUUAUCCAGCAGGCCAAGUCACCCUGCCGGUGGGCUCGCCGCUGUACGUGGGGGUCUAUGUGGAUGAGAGGGAUACAAACUUUGCAGCUGUUCUGGAGGACUGCUAUGCCACUCACUCUUCAAAUCCUGACGAUCCCGUGCAAUACUCUCUCAUCCAGAACAAGUGUCCCACUGACCGCCGACAGGUGUCUGUGGUUGAGAGCGGCUCAUCUCUAAGGGCUCGUUUCUCUGCCCUGUUCUUCCUGCCACAGGGUGAAUACAGAGACGUUUUCCUUCACUGCAGCCUCAGAUUGUGUGACCAGAGGAGCUCCUUGUGUGUUCCAUCUUGCACAAGAAGAGCACGUCGUUCCCUUUCAACUUCUGCUCCUAUGAAGCCACUGACUAUUGGACCAAUCAUGUGGGACAAAUCACCGGAGUGA